Rhizophagus irregularis DAOM 181602=DAOM 197198 is the source of this 902-nucleotide messenger RNA. RefSeq lists its product as uncharacterized. The record is from RefSeq and is a predicted model, not a curated record. Lineage: Eukaryota; Fungi; Glomeromycota; Glomeromycetes; Glomerales; Glomeraceae. Gene Ontology annotation, molecular function: deubiquitinase activity. Gene Ontology annotation, biological process: protein deubiquitination.
AAAUUUGCAAUUUGAUAAAACUUUUAUUAUUUUACACCUUUUUUUCUUAAAAACUGGAAAUUUAUUAAAAUGGGUUCGCGGGUAACAAAUAGUUCUACGGUUGAUUCUAGUGAAAUUCCACUAUGCAAUGAGAAAUACAUUUCGGUAUAUUUAAAUGUAUAUGACAUGCUGCCAAGGGGGAAAAUUACGGAUAUGUGUUAUAAAAUGGGCGUUGGAGUAUUUCAUUCUAGUGUAGAAAUUUUAGGAAGAGAAUAUAAUUUUGGAGGUCACGAUUCUGAUUACACUGGAGUUUUUGUCACUAGACCUAAACAAGGUCCACCGAACGUAACGUUCAAGGAAUCCAUUGCAAUGGGAUAUACAACAAUGGAUAAAGAAGAGAUAAAAAAUGUCAUUGAUGAAUUAUCACGUGAAUGGCAUGGAAACACCUAUAAUCUAUUAACAAGAAAUUGCAAUCAUUUCUCGAGCGAAUUAUGUGAGCAAUUAGUUGGAAAACCUGCACCGAAAUGGAUAAAUAGAGCUGCUAAAUUAGGAACUUUUUUUCCAUGUGUUGUACCGAAUGGGUCGGAACUUGAUAAUGCGACAGUACCAAUAACUGCAACAAUAAAUACGAGUACAAAUACAAGUACAAAUAUAAAUACAAACACAACAACUAGUUAUGAACCAUACAUUAUUUCGGAUACUCAGGCAUCAACAAAUCGUUAAACAAUCUAACAAUACUUACCUAAUUUUUUUAUCAUUAAUCAAUCAAUCAUUAUGUAAUUCUGUACAUAUAACUUAUCUACGUCAUAGAAUCUGGCCUUGUAUGGUUUCAUCAUCGGAAAUCAUUUACAUCAAAUCAUUAUUACUAUUUAUUUUAUUUUAAUAUUAAUAUUCAAGAUAUUUUAUUUAUAAUUUAAAUUAGA